Molecule: messenger RNA, 1420 nt
Organism: Aricia agestis (brown argus)
Lineage: Eukaryota; Metazoa; Arthropoda; Insecta; Lepidoptera; Lycaenidae
Product: protein C1orf43 homolog
Exons: 5
Coding region: 130-885 (251 amino acids)
Source: RefSeq, a predicted model, not a curated record
UCAAAAUAGUAUAAACAUAAUUUAGAUUUAGCUAAAAACUCCUGAUGAAAAUGAUUUUAUCUCAAUUUUUUGCACAAUAUUGAGGCACAGUUCAAGUAGUGUAUACCAAAUUUGUACAACUUAUUCACAAUGCAGGAUUUCACGAGCAUUUUGAACAUAAUAUUUAUCAUCAGCGGAGGAGUAUUAACUUUUGUUAUUUUGUUCAUAUUUGCUAAACGGCAAAUAACUCGCUUUGCAUUGCGAUCUAGAAGAGGUCCUCAUAUUCCGAUAGGGACUGAUGCGAAAAAGUUUCUCAAGAAGGAAAUCGAGCGUAGAAUAGAGGCCGUGCCUCGAAUCAUGUUUGAGCCGCGUCUACUAAAUGCAGAACCCUCACAUUACAUUCUGGAGCCUCAACAACCUUACCAUUAUAGAUUUAGAGCUGUUGAUGAUGUAAAGACUUUGGAAGACGAAAUAGCUACACAAGACCCAGGACUUAAAAGGCAUCCCCGUGAGUCACUUCGUGCAUUCCUGCUCUCGUCCCUGGCUGCUCCGUUGGACGGGAGAGGCCAGAAGUUGGUGCAUCAGUUCUGUGAUGCGUAUGAGUCUGCCAGACAUCACCCAGCAGAGUUUGGAGAGGAUGAAUAUCGGGCGUACAGCAGGUUGCUGUUGAAACUGUUAGAUGCGGCACGCCUAUUAAAAAAUGUGGGAUGUGUCAGUGCCCGAGGCAGUCCUCAAAGGAUACCGGCGCGGCUGCGGCCACCUCGACCACCCAACAAUAGAUAUACAGCUUUAGAGAACCUUCCUGUAGACUCGAAGCUGGAGGACGAAAUCAUCAGAGUUCCAGUCAAGAGCCCCACUGAGCCGCUGGUGAAGGGCGGAGUGCCCGCUGACGAGACGGCUCUCUGAGGGCGGAGCGCCCGUCGCGAUGCGCAGACCUUGUAGGUGCUUCGGUGACGGGUGGAAUAGUUGUGCAAUAAGUGGUAAAUGGGGUGAGAUAUUGUAAGAUGGCUAAAGUAAGUGGAGGACAUUUUUAAGAUUUAAUGAAAAUCUAUGGUUGGUAUGUUUUCGUAGAUUUCUUAUUGUAUAGAUAGUUUUUGGAAGUGUGGAAUAGUGAAGGCUAAGAAAGUAAUUUUAUAAGUUGGUGGAGAAAAUGUGAAUUGUGAAGGUAGUCGAUAGAUUUCCUAAAUUUAUUUGUUCUAUUUUAAAGAGGGCUUGUGACAAGAAAAUAAGUAAAAUAGAACCUGAGUUAUCUAGAACGCAUGUAUGAAACGAAAUUAUAACCGUAAAUAAACUAUAAUAUUACAAUAUAUUAUAAUGCUAUUAAAAAAUGUAUACUUCAUAUUUGGAUGUUGUAUGUAAUUUAUGUAGAUAUUUUAGUCCUGGUACAAGAUAUUCUUAGUUUAGGAUGAAGUGUCAUAACAUUAAAACAAUUUAUCAAUAU